Messenger RNA from Alosa alosa (allis shad), 4503 nucleotides. It is a transcript of the gene kcnh2a, whose product is annotated as potassium voltage-gated channel, subfamily H (eag-related), member 2a. Lineage: Eukaryota; Metazoa; Chordata; Actinopteri; Clupeiformes; Clupeidae. The record is from RefSeq and is a predicted model, not a curated record. Gene Ontology annotation, biological process: membrane repolarization during action potential; potassium ion transmembrane transport; regulation of heart rate by cardiac conduction. The transcript has 11 exons. Gene Ontology annotation, molecular function: inward rectifier potassium channel activity. Bases 801 to 3575 code for a protein of 924 amino acids. Gene Ontology annotation, cellular component: membrane.
CUGAAGAGCAGAGGGAGUGAGAGAGAGAGAGGAAGAGAGCGAGAGUGCUGGAGAGAGUGGACCGUAGAGGCAGUUUACUCUGUUUGAAAAGCUCAUGAAAAGUGGCACAGCUGCCCAAGCAGGUUCACAGCGGGGUGAUCCAGAGAUCACAGAUGUCUCUGCUCCUCUCUCACCAGUGGGCGAAAAGGCAGAAAAGUGAAGACAUGAGUGAGACAUUACUGCAGCAUGCACUUUUGGAUGUGAAGAUUGAGUGAAGUGAAGAUUUACUUGUGAAACUAUAUCACACAAAGAGGAAGUUAUACUGUGAACCUAAACAGCAAAUAUUCAAUGCUUAUUCAACACCCUGUAUCAAAAUGUAGACCAUUCUUCGUCAACUGGAAACGAGUAAGCCGAGAUCAUGAUAUCUGACUCACAGAGACACCGAGGGAGAUGACGCUUACCCACGAAGAACUCAAGAUAACUUCAAGUGCGGAGCUCCAGGCAGGACUCUCACAGUGAUAAACGAACCCACAAGAACCAAGGCUGAAGAAACGGAAUGUGACAAACUCCACUCUGAUUGUGACUUGACUCCGAAGGCGUAGGCACACGCACAAGCCCACACCAGGGGGGAGGGGGGAGGGGGAUUCCCAGACGAGCGAGAGGAUCACAUGAGACCUGGGGAGCCCUGCAGUCGCUUUACUCUGCUCGAUACAUACUGCAGCCAGAGCGGGUAGUUGUCCAUGGCACAGCGUGUGCCCCCCACCCCCAACUCUGGCAUGAGUGGAGGUGUGUGGCGGAGGUGAAGACGAGAGCGGAGAGAGAUGUCGCUCAGCGAGAGAGGGAGCCUUCCCCAGGAGGGGACGCUGGCGAGUGCUGAGCGCAGGAACACGCGCGUCAAGAGGGCCGUCCGCAUCUCCAGCAUAGUCGCCCAGGAGGUCCUCUCCCUCGGUGCUGACGUGCUACCUGAAUACAAGCUCCAGGCCCCACGGAUCCACAAAUGGACCAUCCUGCACUACAGCCCCUUCAAGGCGGUGUGGGACUGGGUCAUCCUGCUGCUGGUCAUCUACACGGCCAUCUUCACGCCCUACUCGGCGGCCUUCCUCCUGAGCGAUGCGGAGGAGGCCGCCAUGCAGCACUGUGGCUACUCCUGCAGCCCGCUCAAUGUGGUGGACCUCAUCGUGGACAUUCUCUUCAUCCUGGACAUCAUCAUCAACUUCCGCACAACGUAUGUCAACAGCAAUGAUGAGGUGGUGAGCCACCCGGUUCGCAUUGCUGUGCACUACUUCAAGGGCUGGUUCCUUAUCGACCUGGUGGCAGCCAUCCCCUUCGACCUGCUCAUCUACCGGUCAGGGGAAGAGACAACAACCCUUAUCGGGCUACUGAAAACUGCCCGGUUGCUGCGGCUGGUGCGAGUGGCCCGUAAGCUGGACCGUUACUCCGAGUACGGCGCGGCCGUCCUUUUCCUGCUCAUGUGCACCUUCGCGCUGAUCGCCCACUGGCUGGCCUGCAUCUGGUACGCCAUUGGCAACGUGGAGCGUAAUGGCGCCGCCCGCAUUGGCUGGUUGGACACGCUGGGCGAUUCGCUGGGGAAGCCCUACAACCACAGUAUUCCCGGCUCGGGCCCGUCCAUCAAGGACAAGUAUGUGACAGCGCUCUACUUCACCUUCAGCAGCCUGACCAGUGUGGGCUUCGGCAACGUCUCGCCCAACACCAACUCCGAGAAGAUCUUUUCCAUCUGUGUCAUGCUCAUUGGCUCGUUGAUGUAUGCCAGCAUUUUCGGGAACGUUUCAGCCAUCAUCCAGCGGCUUUACUCUGGAACCGCGCGGUACCACGCCCAGAUGAUGAGGGUGCGAGAGUUCAUCCGCUUCCACCAGAUCCCCAACCCACUGCGCCAGAGACUGGAGGAAUACUUCCAGCACGCCUGGUCCUACACCAAUGGCAUAGACAUGAAUGCAGUGCUGAAGGGCUUCCCUGAAUGCCUCCAGGCCGACAUCUGCCUGCACCUGAACCGCACCCUGCUGCAGAGCUGCAAGGCUUUCAAGGGCUCCACCCAGGGCUGCCUGCGUGCUCUGGCCAUGAGGUUCAAGACCACCCACGCUCCUCCAGGGGACACGCUGGUCCACGCCGGCGACGUCAUCUCCGCGCUCUACUUCAUCUCGCGCGGCUCCAUCGAAAUCCUCCGUGACGACGUGGUGGUGGCCAUUCUGGGGAAGAAUGACAUCUUUGGGGAGCCCAUAAACUUGUACACCAGACCGGGGAAGUCCACUGCAGAUGUCCGAGCGCUGACCUACUGCGACCUGCACAAGAUCCAGAGGGAGGAUGUCCAGGAUGUUCUGAACAUGUACCCAGAGUUUUCAGACUGUUUCUGGAGCAACCUGGAAAUCACUUUUAACUUGCGUGAUACCAACAUGGUUGUGAGUUCAGGAAGCAGUGAUGACUCAGACAGCAAUAGUCCCACUCACAACUAUAGCAGGAAUAAGUAUUCCUUAUAUUGCAAGAAUCGCAAAGCAUCAGAUCCAAGCAGCCCGGGGGCUUCUCCACACUCCCAGAGAAACGCUCGCCACGCGGCCCAUCAAAGCAGCCAGUGCCCCGGAGACCAGCCCAAGUCCCAGGUCAAAGGGCACGGUGGGCCCAGCUCUUUUCCUCAUGGCUCCAGUAGCGAUGACGAGGAGGAAGAGGAGUCCGUGUUGACGUUCCCCUCCCAGAGCCAGUCCACUCCGCUGACCAUGAGUGACCCUGCGGAGCUGGAGAAGGAGAAUAGCAGCAACAGCUGUAACGCCCUGUCAGGGGCUUUCUCAGGGGUGUCCAACAUCUUCAGCUUCUGGGGGGAGAACCGCAGCCCUCAGUACCAGGAGGUUCCCAGCCGCAGCCUGACUGCGCCCCCUGCCCCUCCGUCCAGCGCCCUCCUGCACGGCUACACACGCCGCCAGCGCAGCCAAGUAGAGAACCGGCUGGAGCUGUUGCAGCGUCAGCUCAACAGGCUGGAAACGCGCAUGUCAACAGACAUUGGGGCCAUCAUGCAGCUGCUGCAGAGACAGAUGGCUGUAGUUCCCCCCUCAUACAGCUCAGUGUCAUCACCAUCUCAGAUCCUGGCCACCCCUCCCACACUGGACCAGAGUAUGAUGCAUUUUGUCCCUGUGCGGGACACAGAGAGACAGGUUUUAGCACAGCAAGAACUCCAUGGGGGGUCUUCUAAUCCUUCUGAUGUUGGUGCGGCUAUGCAACUACAGACGUCUGUACUUCCUCCUCAAGAUCUACCAAAGAAUCAGGCCCUGAACCACAGUAUCUUUGGAAUCCACCAAGAAAGUGAUAUUAACUUGAACCGCCUGGAUGUAACACCGGACAUCAAUUCAGAGAGUAUAUCAAUAAAUGUAUACGACCCUAUAGAGAGUCAAGCCCAAAGCCUAGCUAAUGACUCGGAGCAUAUACCCAUGGACUGCUACCCUUUUGGCCCCCAGGCAGAAUUGGGGUCAGAGACAAGGUCAGCCUGCUCAAGCCUGUCCGGAUAUCAAAGGCGGCUCUCUUUGCCAGGUCAGCAGUCUGUCCUGGAUGACCCCAGUGGCCCUCAGAGGCAUGCCUCGGACCCAGGGAGUUAGGACGUGGAUCUGCUGGGCAACUCACUAUUUUGGGCAUAUCUGUGGAAACUAAAGCCAUCAACAAGAGUGUUCACUGAUCACAAUGUACGUUAGCCAUAAGUUGUAAUGAAAGCAGGACAGAGUCACUGCUGACACUGAUGGCCCUGUGUGAGUGGAGCUAGUCUUGUGGUGUCAGAUGUAGGUGUUAGCAGGUCUAACACAAUCACUGUGUUGUGCUCUGUGAUGUAAUUCUCAUGAUAGCUAUGUUUUAAUUGUCAUUAUUUAGUUGGGUGUUUUGAUGCUGUAUGAAGAACAUAUCCCAUUCACAUUUUGUCCUGUGAAUGGAUCAAUGCAACAAGCCACAAGGCCAGCACCUUGUGAACUCUUCCAUUCUCUCUGAAAACUAAUGUGAUAACUUUUACCGGUAUGCCGCACAGAAAGUUCUAUCAUUUGCCCUUCAAAGUAUCAGAGGGUACAUUCACACUGCAUUUUCCAUCAGUUUAAAAUGAGAAAUGUGAGUAAAGUGGAAAUUACUUAACAUGUGUCUGAUUUAGACAGCAAACUCUCUUAUAAUUCUCUUAUGAUUCACUUGUUGACAAAAAAGUUGCUGUCAGAAAAUAAUAUGUAGAUAUGCAUUCUGACUGAAAGGCCACAAUUAGAAUAAUUGAAUUGUACAUUUGACCAAAGCUAAAUAUAUAGUAUAAUAUGAUACUCAGCUAUAGCAUGUUUAGAGGGCACUCUAACAUUGCAAGCAUAAACUUUCUUGAGAAUAAUUACUGUUAUAAUAUAGUUGUACAUGUGUCAUAGAAUGUUAUGCAAUAUACAGUAUAAGUAGAGUAUUUAUUGAUUAAAUAAAAUGUAGGUAACAAAUUUAAAUACCUGAAAAUAACUUAUUUGCAUCCUUGAAAUAAAUGAAUUUAUGAACAUGAUUUUCUUGUAAUAUGUAUGA